AUGUACGCCGCACGACAAAGGGUGUGCCGAGCAGCCUGCCAGCUGCCGCGCACGGCGCGCACAUAUGCCUCCGACGCCCACCAUAAGCCCGCCGCGCCGGUCAACGAAUCCUUCGGGACAGGAUCGAUUGCCGCCGUCGCCGCAUUUUUCGCGGCCGCCGCCGUCUUCACCCUCAAGCCCGCCCCGGGCGAGGAGUCGGCCGUCAGCAGCAUGAUCAACAAGUACCGCUCGCGCGCCGAGGACUGGGCUGAGACCAAUGCUCUUCACACAAAGGCCGCCGAGCAGGCCGGUUUUGACCGCAACCUGUUUGAAAACGCCUCCAACAAGCACAGAUACGUCAAUGUUACGUAUCCCGAAGCGUUUCAAUCGCACGCCCCCCGAAACAUCCAAGCCGGACAGCUUGUCAACCUGGACCACGUCGUGGAGCACUACAAGAAGGAGCACCUCAAGGACGAGGAGCGGAAAGCGAAGAUUCUGGCCGAGCAAAACUAA
Molecule: messenger RNA, 492 nt
Organism: Cordyceps militaris CM01
Lineage: Eukaryota; Fungi; Ascomycota; Sordariomycetes; Hypocreales; Cordycipitaceae
Product: NADH-ubiquinone oxidoreductase 17.8 kDa subunit
Exons: 3
Coding region: 1-492 (163 amino acids)
Cellular component (GO): mitochondrion
Source: RefSeq, a predicted model, not a curated record